CGCAUGCUCUGUUCAGUAAAGGUCAUGUGAAACGACCAGAGGAGACAACUUUCUUCUUGCAACAACAAACGGGACUCUAAAGUCUUAAUGAAAUGGCAGCGAGUAACAUAUGGACAUUGAGACGCUUUGGGCAUUUUGUGCCACAAACUGAACGAAAGCCUUGGAAGGUUUCAGAGGCAAAGGCCAAUGAGCCUAAAAUUGUCAUGACGUUGUUGGAAUCUGGAUAUUUGCUGGUGCUGCAAGGGCAAGAAAGCUUGGCCACAGUCCCUUUGCACGAUGGCUCCAACUCUCUUAAAGUACAGCACAAAUCUGAUAACCUGAUGAUCCGAUUUACUGUGAAGGGGGAGAGCCGCAUGAUAAGGAUGCAGUUUGAUGGCAGCAGCACAGCAGAGGCCGUAAAUCAGUGUUCAAGGGCUGUGGAAAAGUUGUUGGCGUAUGUUCCUGUCACCUCUCUGGAAGUUGCUGCGACACAUCCAAAUCAACCCCCCGUUGAGGUCCCACCAGCAGCACAGCAGGCAUGUCAGAGAAAGACUGGGCAGCCUGAGCCUGAAGCUGUCCACGGCUCUGUGUCCAUCAAGCGUCUUACUGAGCACUACCUGGGAGAGACUACUCUGGCUCUCCCUAACAUAUACAGUCCCUGUUCUUUGGCAUCAGGUGACUUGGAACCCAUCCUGCGGGUCUGCCUCCUGGAUCCCAGCUUCCCUGCGUUUGUAGAGAAGGUACAGGAGGAGUUGGAGAAACUGCAAGAAGAGUGAAAAAAAUCUCACCACCAGCUGAAGGCAGAAAGCUCAAUUCACAUCCCGAAACCAGGUCCUUUCCCACCGCAACACACAUGGAUACAUUGUAUUGAAUUAGGAGUCAUGCAGCUACAGCAGUGAAUCUAUGCCAGCUUUCAAGUGAUCCCACAAGAUUAAAGCUUCACUGAGUAAAACAAACUGCCCUCCAUAUAUCUAUUUAAGAAUACAUAUUGCAUAGGAUUAUAGCCAUGCUAUACAGUUAAA
Xiphophorus couchianus (Monterrey platyfish) is the source of this 1001-nucleotide messenger RNA. It is a transcript of the gene rec114, whose product is annotated as REC114 meiotic recombination protein. NCBI's taxonomy places the organism in Eukaryota, Metazoa, Chordata, Actinopteri, Cyprinodontiformes, Poeciliidae. The transcript has 7 exons. The coding region runs from base 93 to 755 and encodes 220 amino acids. The record is from RefSeq and is a predicted model, not a curated record.